This is a messenger RNA of Colletotrichum abscissum, 1203 nucleotides long. Its product is annotated as acetyl-CoA acetyltransferase. Bases 1 to 1203 code for a protein of 400 amino acids. NCBI's taxonomy places the organism in Eukaryota, Fungi, Ascomycota, Sordariomycetes, Glomerellales, Glomerellaceae. The record is from RefSeq and is a predicted model, not a curated record. The transcript is spliced from 4 exons. Gene Ontology annotation, molecular function: acetyl-CoA C-acetyltransferase activity. Gene Ontology annotation, cellular component: mitochondrion. Gene Ontology annotation, biological process: fatty acid beta-oxidation; ergosterol biosynthetic process.
AUGGCCAACCUUCCCCCCGUCUACAUCGUCUCUGCUGCCAGAACCCCCGUUGGUUCUUUCUUGGGUUCUUUGUCUAGCCUGAGCGCCACGCAGCUGGGUGCUCACGCCAUUAAGGCUGCUGUCGAGCGAGUCCCCCAGAUCAAGCCCGAGGAUGUCGAGGAAGUCUACUACGGCAACGUCCUGUCCGCCAACCUCGGCCAGGCCCCCGCCCGCCAAUGCGCUCUCGGAGCUGGCCUCUCGCAGGGCGUCGCCGCCACGACCGUCAACAAGGUGUGCGCCUCGGGAAUGAAGGCCAUCAUCCUCGGUGCCCAGACUAUCCUCACUGGCAGCGCCGACAUCGUUGUCGCCGGUGGCACCGAGUCCAUGUCCAACACUCCUCACUACCUCCCCGUCCUCCGCAACGGCGCCAAGUAUGGCGACCAGACCCUCGUUGACGGUGUCCUCAAAGACGGUCUUACCGACGCCUACGGCAAGAAGGAGCACAUGGGCAUGUCCGCCGAGCUCUGCGCCAAGGAGCACGAGUUCACCCGUGAGCAGCAAGACGAGUACGCCAUCAAGACCUACCAGAAGGCUCAGGCUGCCACCGAGGCCGGUGUCUUCUCCAAGGAGAUUGCCCCUGUCGAGGUCUCCGGCGGCCGUGGCAAGCCCGCUAUCAAGGUUGACCGCGACGACGAGGUCAAGAACCUCAACAUUGACAAGCUCAAGGCCAUGCGCCCGGCUUUCAUUCCCAACGGCGGCACAGUCACCGCCCCUAAUGCCGCUCCCCUCAACGACGGCGCUGCCGCUGUUGUCCUCAUGUCCGAGGCCAAGGUGAAGGAGCUCGGCGUCACCCCUAUCGCAAAGAUCCGCGGCUGGGCCGAUGCCGCCCGCGAGCCCGAGCGCUUCACCAUUGCCCCCGCGCUGGCCAUCCCCAAGGCCAUCAAGCACGCCGGCCUUACUGAGAAGGACGUCGACUUCUACGAGAUCAACGAGGCGUUCUCCGUCGUUGCCCUCGCCAACAUUAAGCUCCUGAACCUCGACCCCGAGACCGUCAACGUCUUUGGUGGCUCCGUCGCCAUCGGACACCCCCUCGGCUGCUCCGGCGCUCGCAUCGUCACCACCCUUUCGACCGUCCUUCGCGAGAAGAAGGCCAAGAUUGGUGUUGCCGGUAUCUGCAACGGUGGCGGUGGUGCCUCCGCCAUUGUCAUUGAGAGCCUACAAUAG